CAAGUCAAUCGAAUUUUGAAACUCGCCGAACGAGCAUCGCAAUCGCAGCAAAUCGAAGCGGAAGCUGGAACUGAAAUUGGACUAAGGAAUAUGUCGCUGCGCAAGAAGGAGGACUAUAUACCCAUCAAGUGUGAGGGCUGGAAUGGCAAGUUUGUGUAUCCCGAUGGCGCUGUGAACAACGUGUCGAAAAUCCGUCGCCAGAAUCAAAAUGUGACCAAUACCAACAAUUUCUACGGCUUCAAUACGGAGCCAAUUGUCCUGCCCACCGCCUGGGAUGGCACCUUCGUCAAGGGCGGCGAGACGCGCAUCAAGCCCGAACGCAAUCGUUCCGAUGAUCAGGAUUACUUUGACUACAACACGGAUCCCACCAUAUUGUCGCCCGUGUGGAAUGGUGAAUUUGUCACCGAUCCAAACGAUGUGCGCAUCAAGCCGGAACGCAACUUCUCCGAUGCCCGGGACUAUGCCGAGGCAAGUCGCUUCAAGCUGGUCCAGCACUGAGAGAAAGUGCCAGUGAAAGUAAUUGUGUGCGUGUGCGUGUGUGUACUAACAGCUCGAGGUUCUACGGAUCUUCAACUUGAUCUUGAUCUGUUCUUGAGCAAACCCAAACUAAUUGCAAUAUAUUUCAUGUUCUCUUGAGUUUUGCAUUGAAAUUAACCCUA
Messenger RNA from Drosophila virilis, 659 nucleotides. RefSeq lists its product as uncharacterized. The record is from RefSeq and is a predicted model, not a curated record. Lineage: Eukaryota; Metazoa; Arthropoda; Insecta; Diptera; Drosophilidae.